CCUCCUCCUCUCCCUCUCCUCCUCCUCUCUCCCCCUCCCUCUCCCCCUCCCUCUCUCUCUCCCUCUCCCUCUCCUCCGCCUCUCUCCCCCUCCCCCUCCCCCUCCCUCUCCCUCUCCCUCUCCUACUCCUCUCCCUCUCCUCCUCCUCUCCCUACUCCUUCUCCUCAUCCACGCUAGUCCCCCUCCUUUCCCCCCUCCAACGUUGCCCACAACCCAACCCCCAUCUCUCCUCAUCUUCUCGCUCCUCCAUGGAGGAGUAACAUGUGUGUCUGUGUCCCAUCCUGGACCCACAGUGGAGUUCCACAGUGAAUCACACUGGGAGCGGGGGAGGACGACUUCACGGGCCGCCACACAGUGGUGGCCCGUGACAAGGUAAGUUUUAGGUUUAGAUUUUAUAUUUAUCAUACAAGAAGUUUUUAAAUCUCCAAACAGGAGGUGAUACAUUUUCUGCAAGACUCUCACACGUUUUCCUGUUGUUGUUUUUUUCAGCCCCAACUUCUGAUGGCCCCGGGACACAAAACUGAAAGAAGGACGAGAAGAAGAACCCAAAGAUGAGACCCAGCUCCAGCAGACAGGUGAAGACGAGGAACCGAGCCCACCAGAGACGACCCUAGAGACGCCAACCAGCCUGCAAUGAGACGACAGGACAACUUCAUAAGGAGCAAAAUGCACUGCUGCUUCCUGGACACCAAAUGAUUUCAACAGGGAUGGAUCAUCUAGGAGAAAUAAGCCAUUUCGAAGAAAAGAUGAUGGGAAACAUGUCCAGGACCAGUGCAUGAGACGUGAGACCACUCAACUAAUACAAGAGCUCUCUCUCCAAGACACCCACUAAAAUGUAGGAUCAGAUCAAGACAAGAAACUGGAUAAGGAGCAGCCCCAGCAUGUGAACUCAGACUAGGGAAGAGGGGAUGCUGCUUAUAGUGACACAAAAGGAGGAAGUCGGAGUACAAAGCGAAAACCCCACACAGUCACAGAGAGAACGUGAAGAGGAAGAACCAGACGACCAGCAGACAAAGAAACAGUUCGAUCAGCCUCAGGACGAUCGACAACAGAAGAAAUGUGUCCGAGAACAGGAAGAAGAUGACCAAGAGCAUCAAACAGAGAAGAAGAAGAAGACGAAGAAGACGAAGAAGAAGAAGAAGACAAAGAAGAAGAAGACGAAGAAGAAGAAGAAGAAGAGAAGCUCCAGAUUACUCCAAAGGUAUCUCUAGAUGUGGAGUUACGCGUUUAGAUCUGCUGUUCAUGUUCUCUCCCUCCUCUGUACCCUCAUCCCAAAUGGAGGUUUUUUUUCAACUUCCCGGCAACGGGAAGUUUUUUUCCUCCAUAAUGCUACCAAAUGUUGAUCUGAUCAAACAGCAAUAAGAGAACCUUAAAUAAAAAGUCAAAACAAAAGACAUGUAUCUGUUUGUUUAGAAGUUUGACAUUAUAGACCCUUCCUGUAAUUUUAGGUUUUAAAGAACCUUAUUCUAUGAUUAGAAAUUCAUGUUAGUCUGAGAAAAAAAAUCUGUUUUCAAGCCACUGGUUUCUCAUACACACCUGUGACUUCUUCAAAAACACACUAGAUAAUGACAUAAGCAAAUGAAAAUAAUAAAGCAACUCAAAUCACAAAUAGAAAAUAUGAAAUAAAAUACAUCCUAAUCAGAGACACAUCACCCACGACUACA
Molecule: messenger RNA, 1664 nt
Organism: Amphiprion ocellaris (clown anemonefish)
Lineage: Eukaryota; Metazoa; Chordata; Actinopteri; Pomacentridae
Exons: 6
Coding region: 909-1211 (100 amino acids)
Source: RefSeq, a predicted model, not a curated record